AUGGGGUUUUUAGAUUUUUAUAAAACAGUAUGGAGGUUUAGUUCAAUUAAAGUAAAGGUUGCAAUUUUCGAAGCCGUUGUAGUUACUAUAUCAUCAGUGGUGGCCUUAAUACCAUGGGAAAAAACUGGUGUCGAGUGGGACGAUGUUACCUUAAUUUUUACACCAAUUUUAUGUUUAAUGGUUUCAAAUAAUGUUUCAUCAUUCACCAACAUUCACAUUACCAUCACAAUGUUACUGGGAACUUUAAUUGGAAGUUUAUAUUGUUAUAUUAUUGAGUUGAUUACCAAAGACAUCAUAUGGAUAACAUUUAUAACUACGUUCAUCAUGUUUUAUGUUGUUGCUGCUCUCUCAAAUAUACCAAAUAGAAGAUGGAUGACUGGGUUGUUUCUAAAGAAAAUGUUCUUGGAUAUUUUUAUCAAUCUUUAUUUUACCAGAUUAAGUUUUCUCGAAAUUGGUAUAAUGGAAAAUAUCUAUUGUGUUUUGUUUAUUCUUGGCGCUUUGCUUAUUGGCUCUGUUUUGUUCCCAAUGCUAGCAUCUCGUUUAAUCUUUGGCAAGGUAAUAAAGACCAUGAGAUCAACAAGAGUAUAUUUCCUUUUGCUUGGUAAUCACCUCGAAGAGAAUUUAUACAGGUUAGGCAAUGACAAUGGUAACUCAAAGUUUGAAAUCGGUGGUAACACAAAAAACCAGCUUAUUAAAGAACAACAAUCAAAGCAAGAUGAAUCCUUUUCUAAACCAGUGCUCAAUAUUAGUGUUCAAAGAUCUUUAUCAGUCCAAGAUGCACCAAUCGGGGUUACACCAUUACUAAACUCACAAAAUAGAGAGCCACAAACAUUCCAUGAAGAAAAGCUAAAAUUACCAUUAUCGAGAUCCAGAGCCAAUGACCGUAGUUCAGUAAGUGUAGACAUUGGAAACCAUAGAACUAAAUCCAAAAAAAAUGAAGUAAAUAAUUCUAGUGCAGUUCCACCCCGUAAGAAAUCAAUUUUAUCGACCCCAAGUUUCAACAAAAAAGUUAAAAUCAUCAAAACCCUUGGAUUGGAAAAAACUGAUGAAGAAAUGCAAAUUUUAGAAGUCGAAUUGUCCACAAGAAUUAACACCAUGACCUGUUUGUAUGUAGAAUCCAAGAAUGAAAGAUGGAACGAUGAAUUAAACGAAAACUAUGAUGAAUUGAUUUCAAAGUUUGAAAUGACUUUAAAGCAAUUAAUCUCAAUUAAGAAUUCAAUCAAAAGUGGCUUUUCUCAAAUUUCAAGUGAUGAAUUAAUCGCUCCAUUGGUGCCAUUUAUCGAGUGCUUGGUUGAAGAAGUAUAUUUACAAAUGGGUAUUAUGGCCGAUAUUUUAAAUUAUAAUAGUGAGGAUUUAAAAGAUGGAGCAGCUUUUAAAUUGCUUUCCAAGUCAUUCGACGAGACCCAAGAACUAAUCGAUAGAGUCAAGGGAGCUUUUAAGAAUGUGGUAGAUGCCUAUCAACAUGGAGAACACCCAUUAUUAAGCUAUGACGAGGUUACCAAGGUUCAUUUCUUUGUUCAUGGUAUUUUAUCUUUUGCAUUACAACAACGAGAAUUUGCAGAUAUCUUAAUUAAAGUUAAAAAGCUACAACGUUCGCACUCUGUUAGAUGGGAAUUAAUCAGAUAUGGCCUUUUGUAUGUAAUUUCAGGUUUCCCACUCAUGCUCGUUAAAAGACUCAAGUUCUUAAAAAGAAAGUUUUUCGGCUCAUCAUCACCAAGUUCAGAUACUAAAAGUGAAAGUAAAGAAAAUAACUUUGUAGCUUUAUUUAAAUGGAUAUAUUUCCAUUUCUUUAAAAAUGGUAAAUGGAGAUUCCCAUUACAGGUUUCAUUUGGUUUGAUAUCAACAAUUAUACCAUUUUAUUAUUUUGAUGGUAGAACCGAUCCAUCAGGAACAUUCGUUACAUAUGGUGUAUGGACUGUCACUACAAUUCUAUUCGUUAUGGGUCCAAGUUUGGGUGCUUCUAUAUCCAAAGGUUAUGAAGAAAGUAAAGGUACUAUAGCUGGAGCGAUUGUUGGGUUCUUGGCAUCUUUAUUGUGCAGUGUCAUACCAACACCCUAUAAAGAAAUUGUAAUUUCAGUACUUAUUUUUGCAUUUACUUUUAUCAUCUCAUUCCCUCAUCAACACUUACCAAAUGCUCAGGCAGCUGAAAUUUGUGAACUAACUUUCCUACUACUUUUACUGGGCCAAAAUUUAACACAAAAAUUCGAAUACAUGUAUGUUGUAUUAAGAGCCCUUCACAUUUUUAUGGGUGUAGUUUGGAAUGCAAUUGUCUGCAUGGUAGUUUUCCCAUACUUUUCCUACAAGGCCACUAGAAUCAAGAUGUUCCAAAUCACAAACUUAAUGUCAGAUUCAUUCAUUAAUAUUCUCAUCAGUGGUUUAAGAAUGAGUGAAUCCAUCAACGGUCAGGAUUUACAAACAUUUAGCAGUCAUGGUGAUGAACAAUCAAUAGGCAAAAGACAAGAUGCAAUUAAAAAGAUUUUAAUGGAACACAAAGAUGACUUGAUUAUAAAAAACAAUGCAGACAACAUCAACAACAUUAUUAGACUACAGGAUAUUGGAUCCAUAGAAUCAAUUAGAUACAUGAGAGAUAAAAAGAAAGAACAAAUUUACGAAUCAUUAAAAGAAAUUAGAAUUGGUAUCGAUCAAAUUAGAGAAUCGUUGGUAGAUGUCAAGUCUGAAAUGUAUUUUGUAUCUCCAUCAAAAACUGCAUUUUAUUAUUCAAUUGCCGAAAAUUUAGACGAAUGCUCCAUCACCCUCUUUGCCUUGGAAAACUCAUUCGAUCCAAUUUUUAGUGACCUCUUAAUUCUAUCAAUGUUUGACUUGGUAAAGCCAUUAAAUGAUUUAUUCCAACAAUUGAUUAAAUCAAAAUCAGAUAUCAAAUUAAUGAUGGCUGGUAAAUUCAAUGGUGACCUAUCACAACAUUGUGGAUUAGUUAAAGAGAAAUGGGAUGCUUUUCAACACCAAUUUAAAUCCAUUCGUGCAUUCCUCUUAAAUGAAAAGAUGUUUCACAUCCUUCAUCCAGAACAAAUACAAUUUGGCUCAGGUAUUCAUUCAAUUGAAAUGUUCAUCCAUACAUUCAUCAAAUUAUUGGAGGAUUUACGUUCAAUUAAAAAUGAAACCAGUUAUUUAAAACAAUUUUUAAGAUUAAAAUGA
This is a messenger RNA of Dictyostelium purpureum, 3153 nucleotides long. RefSeq lists its product as uncharacterized. Gene Ontology annotation, biological process: malate transport. The record is from RefSeq and is a predicted model, not a curated record. The transcript has 2 exons. NCBI's taxonomy places the organism in Eukaryota, Evosea, Eumycetozoa, Dictyosteliales, Dictyosteliaceae. The coding region runs from base 1 to 3153 and encodes 1050 amino acids.